Molecule: messenger RNA, 4122 nt
Organism: Oreochromis niloticus (Nile tilapia)
Lineage: Eukaryota; Metazoa; Chordata; Actinopteri; Cichliformes; Cichlidae
Product: regulator of telomere elongation helicase 1
Exons: 32
Coding region: 433-3819 (1128 amino acids)
Biological process (GO): negative regulation of t-circle formation; telomeric loop disassembly; DNA recombination
Cellular component (GO): nucleus
Molecular function (GO): DNA polymerase binding; DNA helicase activity; ATP binding
Source: RefSeq, a predicted model, not a curated record
GGCAGACAUCAAUACUUUGGAGAUUGUAAAAAGUCGUUGCGAUUCUCAGUGCGCCGCUUUUCUCCUUAUGAGUUAUCCUACCCAUUUGCCCUUACUGACCUGCUCACUUUUUCCAUCGAAGACGAGAAAAGUGGUUAGAAAAUUAGAUAAAAGGUUGAUGUUGGAGUGUUCAGGAUUCCGUGACCCUUUGAACGCACCAGUCGUCAGCGUCACAGUGCGCAUGAGCAAGUUAAGUGAAAGCUGGCGCGAAACAACUAUAGUUGGGAUUGAGAACUCCUUUCUACUAAGCCUAAACGAGCCAAUGAUAAAAGUACAUUAUACCACAGUUCAGCCAUUUAAACUGGUCAAACAGAAGAAGUACCUCUCUGGAUUUUAAACAACAACAACAACGAUUUUCGUCUAUGCUGCUGCCGACUGACGCCAGAGGACAGAAUGCCUUCACUGACUCUCAGCGGAGUGACUGUAAAUUUCCCUUUUUCUCCGUACGAAUGUCAGAAGGCAUACAUGAACAAAGUAAUCGAAUGUCUUCAGAAGAAAGUCAAUGGUGUUCUGGAGAGCCCCACAGGCACAGGUAAGACUUUGUGCCUGCUGUGCGCCACCCUGGCCUGGAGGGAGAACUUCAAGGGCACCAUCUCUGCCCGGAAGAUAGCAGAGAGGCUGGGCAAGGAGAUGUUUCCAAACACACCUCUGUCUUCCUGGGGGACAGCUGCCACUGAUGGUGACAAACCAACCUACUACACUGAUGUCCCCAAGAUCGUAUACGCAUCGAGGACACAUUCUCAGCUUGCACAAGUUAUUAGUGAGUUAAAGAACACUUCAUACAGGCCAAAGGUGUGUGUGCUGGGCUCAAGAGAGCAGUUGUGUAUUAACCAGGAAGUCAUGCGUCAGGAGAGCAACCACGUCAAAGUUCAUAUGUGCAGAGGAAAAGUUUCCACCAGGUCAUGUGUUUACUACAACAAUGUUGAAGAAAAGAGCACUGACAGAGAUUUGGUUAAUUCCAUCCUCGAUGUGGAAGAUUUGGUCCAAUUUGGCACCAAACAGAGAGUCUGUCCUUACUACCUGUCCCGUUCACUGAAACAACAAGCAGAUGUCAUUUUUAUGCCAUACAACUACCUGCUAGAUCCAAAGAGCCGCAAGGCACACAACAUCGACCUGAAUGGAGCUGUGGUUAUCUUUGACGAAGCUCACAAUGUGGAGAAGACAUGUGAGGAAUCAACAUCGUUUGAUCUGACUCCCUAUGAUGUAGCCUCGGCCAUCAAUGCUGUGGACAGGCUGCUUGUGGAGCAGGCUAAAGAAAUCAGCCACAAAGACUCUGUGAAUGAAGACGUCAAUGUAGAAUCCCUCAGCUCUGGUUUAAAAUUAGAUUUGUCCACCAUCGCUAAAAUCAAACAGAUACUACUGGAUCUGGAAGCUGCCAUUGAUUCCUAUGAGGUUCCAAGUGAUAAAGGCAUUACCAAACCUGGAAUCUUCAUCUAUGAGGUGUUAGAAAGAGCUCAUCUGACCUACAGCAACAAGACGGCAGUCUAUGAAGCUCUGGAGCAGAUCAGUGGAUACCUGGCAGGACAGCCCGGAAUAUUCCUCAAUACAAGUGGACUCCAGAAGCUGUCUGAUAUCAUACAGCUGGUAUUUUGUGGUGAACCAUCAGAGAAGGACAGACGGCACCAGAUGGAGACCAACACGGCUCAUUUUAAGGUUCAUAUCCAUCGGGACAACAGCGUUCACAAAAAGAAACAGAGUGUUGAUGUGUGGGCUUCAUCUUCAUCAAAAAAACAAGGAAAUAUUCUGAGUUACUGGUGCUUUUCUCCGGGCUUCAGUAUGCAGGAUCUGGUGAAUCAAGGCGUUCGCUGCAUCAUUCUGACCAGUGGUACCCUCUCUCCCCUGUCGUCUUUCACAUCUGAGAUGAGAAUAGAAUUCCCAGUACGUCUGGAGAACAGCCAUGUGAUUGAGCGGGACCAGAUCUUUGUGAGCAUCAUUGCACAAGGGCCUGAUGGAGCGCACCUAAGUUCAGCGUUUGAUCGGAGGUUUGUUCCUGAAAACAUGGCGUCUUUGGGCAACACUGUUGCUAACCUGAGCCGUGUGGUUCCUCACGGACUUUUAGUAUUUUUCCCUUCCUUCCCUUUAAUGGAAAAAACAUUGGAAUUCUGGAAAGCUAACGGACAUGCAAACCGCAUUGAGAACAUAAAGCCCAUGUUUGUUGAACCUAAAGGGAAGGGCACCUUUAAUGACGUUAUUGAUGGUUAUUACAGCAAAGUCAAUGAUCCAGCAUCCAAAGGAGGAUCCUUCUUUGCUGUGUGUCGAGGGAAGGCGAGCGAGGGUCUGGAUUUUGCAGACACCUAUGGUCGGGGUGUCAUCAUCACUGGCCUUCCUUUCCCUCCAAAGAACGACCCUCGAGUCAUCCUGAAAAUGCAAUUUCUGGAUGAGAUGAAUCGAAAGAAAGCUCCAGGGCUCAAGUACUUAUCAGGGCAAGACUGGUACAAACAGCAGGCUUUCAGAGCUGUGAAUCAGGCCAUCGGUAGAGUGAUUCGUCACAAGGAAGACUAUGGAGCGAUCUUCUUGUGUGAUCAGAGAUUUAAAAGUGCUGAUGCCCGGGCUCAGCUUCCAUCGUGGGUGAGGUCGUAUGUGCGCCUCUGUGACAGCUUUGGCAACGUGGUCCGUGAUGUUUCGCAGUUCUUCAGGAUUGCACAGAAAAUGAGGCCUGUGGUUGAGAAGAAGGCUCCAGCAGACAACUGUGCGACUGUGUGUUCAUCAGACACUCAGUCCUCCAGUUUCACCUCUUGCUCCUCCUCGCAAACGUCUCACACCCAGAAGGCCAAAGUGUUGGACACCUGCCUUCCCAGCCUGAAGAAGAGGAGACUCAAUGAGAACAGUGGAGCCAGUGGAAUGGCCAGCAUCUGCCAUGAGUAUGAGAGUGAGGUGCUGGACAAUCAGAGGAGACCAGCCAACCUGCUGGAUGCUUUGGAGCAAGGCAACCACAGCACUGGAGAGGACAGUGGUUUUACCAUGGGAGAGGAAAAGUACGAUAAGAGGAUGGAGGAUGAGUUGCGGGGUGGAAAACGUAAAAUCAAGUUGGUCCAAGAACAGAAGCCGAGUGUCUCUGAGGAUUUGUCUGAAGAAGGAAAAGCCAGCAGGGCUAAGAAAUUCCUGGCGGACAUGAAGAAGUCCCUGAGUCAGGUCAGCUUUGACCGCAUCAUACAGGCUCUGCAGACCUACAAAAAGACCGACGACCUGGAUCAGCUGCUGACUGAGACAGCAAUUUUAAGUGAAGACACUAAUACUCAGAGUCUCCUCCAUGGCUUCUACCAGUUUGUUCGCCCACAUCACAAAAAGAGGUUUGAUGAAAAUUGCCAGGAGCUGACAGGGAAGGGCUGUGGAUACAAACCUGAUCACACUCUGUCCAAGGAUGAGAAGAAGACUGUAAUGCUGCAGAACGGUUCUGCAUCAAAGAAUGAAGUCCACACUACUUUUCUGACUGAUGUGAAAAAAGCUCUUGGAGCAGAGAGAUCGACACAGCUCUUUCAGGCUAUUCACACCUACAAAAAGACAGACAACUAUGAAAAACUGGUGACCACAGCAGUGAGCUUAUUCACUGAGAGAGAUGAGAACUUCGGCCUUCUUGUCAGAUUUGGUAUGUUUAUUCGUCCUAACCACAAGAAGCAGUACAAAGACAUGUUGGAUGGCUUGAUAGGUCAGCCAGUCUCUGCUCCUGAUGUUCCUGUUAUGAUUGAGGAGCAGCAAGAACAACCGGAAGCUUCGCUGUUGUCUCCUUUGAGGUCCCAAAGCAAGAUUUCCAGUUUUUUCUCAAGCAGCCAAAGAAGAUAGAAUGCAAGUGAAUGCUAAAUGAAUAGUCCAGAAUUCCGUAUUGAAUUCAGGUUAUUAUAGUUCAAACUAACUUGAGUCAAAUUUCUAUGUCUGUCUUCAGUGACCAUCCCAGGAACAAGUCUGUUCCUCUGCUGAAAACAAAUCAGAGUAGAUCUUUUUUUUUUUUAAACUUGUUCUUGAUGUUUGAUGUUUUGAAUGUAACUGUAAAUAAAUUGGCUUUCUUUCCAUGUGAUGAAAUGUAAAUCUGAUAUGGAUAAAUAAAAUCUUUUUCAUUUUUUAAGAUAAUUGAAUUGAUGAAAUAUU